AUGCGCCCCCGCUUCCCCCAGCGGCCCCAGCAUGUCAUCCCCGCCACGCCCACCACCAACGCCUACCCCAAUGGCGACAUCAACAUCAAGAACUUCCUCAGGUCGCACGAGAACGAGAUCCGCGCCCUCGAGGGCGCCCUCAAGGCUGCCAAGGGCGGCCUUUCCCGCCGCGCUUUCCAAGACGUCCCCCGAGAACUGCGCCGGCGCACUGCGAGCCACAACCCCAACCGUGUGCCCAAGCGGUUGCGACUGCGGGCCCGGCAGGAGGCCAAGGACGAUAACACACCCAUCUCGAGAGGCACAAGCGGCAGCGGCGUCGGCAAGGCGAAAAAGAAGUAUCUGCGCAAGGAUGGCAUGGAGCGAAGCCGGCAAGACUGGCAGGAGCGGGCCAAGAGGAGGAAAAAACAAAUGAAUGCUAGUGCAGCUGGCGACAAGGACCAGGAUGGAGACACGGCAAUGCAAGGCUGCCCCAUACAUGUCGCAAACCCACCAUGCAAGCCAAAGUCAAAACGCAAAUUUCCCACCCUAGCGACACCUGCUACUCCUCCCUCACGGUUCCGCAGACGGCAACUGGACAAGACAUGGCUGCCUACACACCUAUGGCACACGAAGCGGGCCAAGAUGACAGAUCCAAAAACGCCUCUUUGGCGGUUCGCGCUCCCUCUGCGGCCAGCCGCAAAGGCAUAUCGUCUCACGCACCGAGCUGCGUCUCAGCGAGGAGUCGUGGCCUGGGACAUGAGCUACAUAUCCACCAUCAGCCUCGAGGGCCCUGACGCAAGCCUGACCAACUUGCUAAAAGGGCUGCAUUUUGGUGCAGAAGACGCAGAGAAUCCAUGGCAGAGCAGAGGGAGGGCGAGGAAGUGGAGGAGUGGUACUAGAGCCUGGGACGGUUGGAUAUACGAAAGAGAAGCGAAGCCGCUAAAGAAGGUUGCCCAUGUCACUGUUAUAUGGUGUGUGUCAGAAGCAGACAAGGACAAGAGGAAGGCAUUCAUUCGUGUGCAUCCGAGUGCUUUCAUGCAACUCUGGAACGAGGUCGUCAGGACUGCCAAAGUGCAGAAGCCCGCUGUCACGGUUCACGAUGCCCGUUUCGAGGUCGGUUCUAUCGAGAUGACGGGUCCUGCCGCUGCAGAAGCACUCUGCUCUAUCCUUCAACCUGUGUCCUCUCCUGAUGCAGACUCUGCUGCUCCACGUGCGCUGUGGUCCACGCUAGGUUCGGUAACAGAUGCUGCUUCGCUGCCAGCGGGUGCAUUGUUGGCGUUCAACAUAACAGAUCCUCGGCUUCGUGAUCCUCCAUCUGCAACACCACUAGCACACGACCAACGGUCUGUGGCCGCUCUUACCCACACACUCGCAACCUGGCCAAUCGAUAAUACACAAGAGACCGCAGCGAUUUUUGACAUAAAUGCCAGGUCAGCCGCACAGCGGAUGAUGCCAUCCCAAAAAUCCAUAAAUCGCAGGAAAGGCGCAUGCAUGCUUGGUGAAAACCCAGAAUCCCGCCCUAGCGAUCCACAGAUACCGACGCUUGUAUAUACAUCGCGACAGAGCAGGUCUUGGACGGUACUACUUCCGUGGAAAUGCGUGAUGCCAGUAUGGCGGCAAAUCAUGCGCUAUCCCGUCUCCACAGGCGGAAACCCACGGUUCGGUGGCUUGAAAGAGCGACGCCAGGUCGACUUUGAGCGAUCAAUACCGCACUUUCCGUACGACUGCCCGGGUACAGAUGCUGGCUGGAGCUGGGAACUGCAUGAGCGGGAAGCAAGGAAGCUUGAGUGGACUAAGCGUCCAAAAGGCAAGAGGAUAGAGUGGACCACUAUCGAUCUUGGCAAUGGCAGAAAAGGUGAGGUUGGAGAUCCCUGGGCUUGUGAAUGGGAGCGCCUACUGCCUACAAACAACGGAAAGACGGUUGAUGCGCAGGAGAGGUUGAAGGAAGUAUGUACCUCUCCCCGCCAGCUAUCAUCCAGCCAGGCAAAAGACCUGGUGGAUGGCCGUCUCUUUAUUGAUGACUCGUCGUUAUCAUGCUGUGUUUUCGCUGUGAAGAUCACAAUGGUACAGCGUGGUACGCCUACAGACUGCACUCGCAUCUACCGGCUACCGACAGACCCCGAGCUUCGAGGCAAGUGGCUAUCUCUCAUGCCACAGCCUGGACUGGGCCACACGUCGAAGAAGCAGGUGAGUCGACCUGUCCAUGUCAAGCCAGACAACAACAAGCAAAGGCAGCUUGCGAGAAGCCUACUAGAGCCACCAGAGAUCGACAACGCCCCACCAAAGGCUGGUGCGGAUGGUUAUCCUCUCGUGCCCGACGAGGAGGAUCUCAUUGGAUUUGUCACCACUGGCAACUACAAUCUCGCAGAAGGCAUGCCGACGGCCAUCGCCAACCUGGCUGUGCACAGGAUCCACAGCCUUUUGUCUGCGCAAGGCAUGUCGCCGUCAGAUUGCAUGUGCAUUAGACAGCGCGACAUGUCUGAGGACCGGCCGGCCGACGACCAGGGCGAGGGCGUCGACUCUGCCGUCGGACUGCCGUCGCAUGCGCUGACACAACUGACGACGGAUAUACUCGACGACUUGCUGAGCAACAUCGUCUACAGCACUGCGCUGUCAUGCCACCGAUCCGAGAAGCUCCUUCGCAUGCAGUCGGCUGCCACCCAAGCCGAAUCCAUCGCCCUCGCGAACCUCGAGCCGCAAUCGCAGAAACAAAACACCAACGGUGCCACCGCGAUACCCGUCGCCGAGACGCCCGCCGCCAAGUACGAGAACGGGCGCGUUUUUCUGAAGGGGAAUCCGCUCAAGACUACGCCAGAGAUAAUAUGUCCGCACUGCAAGCUGCCGCGCCUCAUGUACCCGAUUAUGGGCAAGGGCAUGCAGAACCCCGACCUGACCAAGGAGUACUGCAUGCUCUACCCCUGGGUACAGAGAUCAGGCCACGACGUCUACGGCAACCCGUUCCCGACCGACAUGGCUAAGAGCAAGAAGGAGCGCGAGCUCAUCAAGCAGCAGCAGAAGAAUGCUGAGAAGGAGAGCGUCGGCACGCCUGGAUCACAAGAUACGGAUAUGGCGGGUGGCGACACCAAGGAGAUCAAGCUCAACACGGGCGGCAAGCCAGCCUCGUACAUUCCAUGGCAUACCUGUCCAAAUUGCAAGCGCAGUCUGCUCAUCACACGAUUCGCACAGCAUCUAGAAAAGUGUUUGGGUAUAAGCGGGCGACAGAGUUCACGCAACGCCAUGGCAAAGCUUGCAGGACAAAAUGGCCCAGGCUCAGGUGUCGGAAACACCCCAUUGGGAAGCCGAAUGGGCACGCCUGCACCUGGCUCACAAGACGCACCAGGUCCGAAAAGCAGCAGUAAAACCAAAGGCAUAUCCCCGACCAAGAAACUCGGCGCUGGUGACGACGCCGAAGCGGACGAACUCGGUAUGGACAACGACACGCCCGAGCGCCGCAAGAUUAAGAAGAAGAGUUCGUACAUCAAGAAGGCCGACCGGGAUAAACCCACCAAUGGCAGUGGCGGUACUCUAAAAGUCAAACUCAAAACCGGUAGUAGGCCCGAUCUUGAUCGAAAGCACAGCGAAACCAGCGAAAGAAGCGAGGGCAAGCGAGACAGAGACCCAGAUGACGGAGGCGACUCUCCCAAGAAGAAGAAGAUCAAGCUCAGCUUAAGUGGCGGCGGAAAAGAUAGGAGCAGAGCAAGUGCUAGCGUCGAGCCUACGGGUGCCGCCUCUCCUGAAUAAGAAAAGGUAGCUUGAGCAUGGAGAGCACGCGUGUAUCUGUGAGGAAGGUAUAACAUUUGUACAACGAAAGAAAACAUCAAGCAUAUGGGCGGCGUUUCUUCUUAGUUGUUGACUUUAACUUUUUUUGGUUCAAUCUUUUCUUUUCGAGACUCUCGAAUAUUGACACGGAGAGAUGGGGGAAGGAAACUGGACUUAUACCAAGGGACGGAAGAAUUGUCGAAAGAUAUUCGUCGAUUCAGUCAGGGAGGAGGGC
Molecule: messenger RNA, 3973 nt
Organism: Exserohilum turcica Et28A
Lineage: Eukaryota; Fungi; Ascomycota; Dothideomycetes; Pleosporales; Pleosporaceae
Exons: 3
Coding region: 1-3720 (1239 amino acids)
Biological process (GO): tRNA 5'-leader removal
Cellular component (GO): nucleolar ribonuclease P complex; ribonuclease MRP complex
Source: RefSeq, a predicted model, not a curated record